UGAAUGGUCCCUUCUAGUUAUGGUCGUAGCAGCAGCAGCAGCGUGGUGAAGGAGAAGCUAGCGUGGAUUUAAACAUCUACGACGGUUCCUGGACUAAUUUCACGGUUAUUUGUCGUAACAGCGGCCUGUAGUUUGAGGUUUUUGGAUCUUUAAAACGAACGAGUUGAAGGAAACCGUCAGAGAUUCUGUCUAAAGAUGCCUCAUCGAAAGAAGAAGUCGUUCAUUGAGAAGAAGAAGGCCGUGACCUUUCACCUCGUCCACAGAAGUCAGAGGGAUCCGCUGGCUGCAGAUGAGAAGGCGCCGCAGCACGUCCUCCUGCCGGCCACCAAGGUGGAAGCAGAGAAGAGGCGCGAGGAGCAGAGGAAUUUUGGCGUCUUCUUCGAUGACGACUACGACUACCUGCAGCACCUGAAGGAGGCAUCGGGUCCGUCUGAGCUGGUGGCGGCAGGGCCCUCGUACACCGACAGACGAGCUGUUCACUUCAAUGAUGAAGACGAGGAGGAUGAGGAGGAGCACUGGGGACACUGUAACAGACAAGCUUCCAUCAACCUGCCCUCUUCAGUGUUCGCCUCAGAGUUUGAGGAGGAGGUGGGACUUCUGAACAAAGCUGCUCCUAUCUCAGGACCACGUCUGGACAUGGACCCUGACAUCGUGGCCGCUCUGGACGAGGACUUCGACUACGACGACCCCGACAACAUCCUGGAUGACGACUUCAUCGUCAAAGCAAACAGUGCGAGUGGAGCAGUGGACGUCGAAGGCGACGACGACGACGAUGAUGAUGAUGAUGAGUGGGAGGACACAGACGAGGAAGGCGACUUUGACUCUGAGGGAGGGUUUUCAGGCGAUGAGGACGUGGAGGGAGGCGGCCGCGGUCGAGAGUUUCUGUUCAUGGACGAGGAGACGAAGAGUCGGUUCACAGAGUACUCGCUGACGUCGUCUGUGAUGAGGAGGAACGAGCAGCUCUCCCUGCUGGACGACCGCUUCGAAAAGUUUUACGAACAGUUUGAUGACGACGAGAUCGGCGCUCUGGACAACGCUGAGCUGGAGGGCUACAUUGAACCGGACAGCGCUCGGCUGGAGGAAGUUAUAAAAGACUACUUCAAACAGAAAGAGAAGGAGUACCUGAGGCCGGAUGACUUGGGUCCCAAAGAACUUCCUGUGGUGAAGGAGGAGGAGGAAGACGAGGAGGAGGAAGAGGAGAUGGAGACGGUUGUCAUGGAGGCUCCUGAAGAGAAGUGGGACUGUGAAACCAUCAUCAGCACAUAUUCCAACAUUUAUAACAGACCCAAAGUCAUCGAAGAGCCACCAAAGCCGAAGCCGAUCCGUGUGUCCAGCAAGACGGGCAUCCCUCUGGACGUCCUCCCCGCCAGAGGCCUGACGGCCAAGCAGGCCGAGCGCAUGACGAUGAUCAACGACUCGGACCUUCCUCGCGUCUCCAUGCAGCCCCGAAACAAAGAGGAGAGCAAAGAGGAGAGGAAGGCGAGGAAACAGGCCAUCAAAGAGGAACGCAAGGAGAGGAGAGUGGAGAAGAAAGCCAACAAGAUGGCGUUCAAGGAGGAAAAAGUCCGACAGGAGAAGCAAAUGUUGAACCUGAGAACAAACAUUCAAGGCCUGAAGCUUUAGUAGCUGACGGCCCGGAUACUGACUCUUUAACCCGCCGGUGGUGUCAUCGGCGGACACGCUGCUCUUCACUUCAGUGGAGCUGACAGGACGGCAAACAAACUCAACAGGAGAGGACUGACAGGGUAACGUCAGGCUCUGGGUUUGUAGAUCAGAGCUCAGUUCCCUCACCGUGAGAUAAAGUUAAUUUAACUUUAAAUAAACAGAGAAAAAAUUAACUUUAUCUCAGUAACCCGGCUCAGGUCGCUCAGUUUGAAAUCCAGGAUUAAUAAAAGACUUUUUGGUACAAGCCAAAAUGUUUUUAGCACCAAGAAAUGAAAAGCUACGAAUCCUGAUUGUAUCGAUAAACUCGUUCUCUUAUCA
This is a messenger RNA of Lates calcarifer (barramundi perch), 1983 nucleotides long. RefSeq names its product LTV1 ribosome biogenesis factor (gene ltv1). The record is from RefSeq and is a predicted model, not a curated record. Gene Ontology annotation, biological process: ribosomal small subunit export from nucleus; ribosomal small subunit biogenesis. Gene Ontology annotation, cellular component: nucleus; cytosol; preribosome, small subunit precursor. Lineage: Eukaryota; Metazoa; Chordata; Actinopteri; Centropomidae.